AUGGGCUCUAUGCAAAUUAACCACUAUCCCGCCAUCAUUGUCGGCUGUGGGCCCUGCGGCCUCACGACGGCGAUCAACAUCGCCAAGGCAGGAAUCAAGACACUCAUCCUCGAGCGCUGGGAGACCGUCGAUAAAUCACCCCGCGCGGCCGCCUAUCAGCCAUGUGCACAAGCCGAGCUUCUCGAAACCGGCACGUUGGACGACGUGCGCGCCCACUCGGUCAUCAACGACGUUAUCACUUUCUGGAGCGGUGGCAAGCGUGUGGCCUACGUCGAGAAGCGAGAGGGCGGCAAGAUAUUCCCAGCUGCCAUCAACUGCCCGCAGCCGAAACUGGCCGAGAUCUUGCUCGAGCAUCUCAUGAGCAAGUACGAAGCCGAGGUGCGCUUCAGUCAGCGGGUCAUCGGAGUAGAGCAGGAAGGAGAUCUUGUCAGGGUCACGGCGGAGGACCCCAAGACGGGCGAGGUCAGCGUUUAUACGGCAGACUGGGUGGUAGGUGCGGAUGGGGCAGGUAGCGCCGUAAGGAAGCUGAGUGGCAUCGAAUUCGAGGGCUUCAGUUGGCCCAAAGAGGAUUUCGUCGCAACAAACCUACGUGGGUACCCCUUCUACGAGGAAGGUUUCACCGCCGCCAACCUGGUACUGCAUCCGGAGCAUUGGGCGGUGGUGACGAUCCUCGACAAGACGGGCCUGUGGCGCUGUGCGUUCGGGGUGAGAACUGGACUAACGAACGAGGACAUCCGCAAGGAGGUGAACGAGCACUACAAGCAUAUCUUUCCGAAUUGGGAGAAGCACGGCGCGUGCUAUGAGCUGGUGGAGCUGAACAAAUACAAGCCGCAUCAGAGGUGUGCCAGCACAUUCAGGAAGGGGAAGGUGUUUCUGGCUGGCGAUGCAGCGCACAGCAACAAUCCCGUUGGCGGUCUCGGACUGACAACUGGGUUGCUGGACGCGGGACCGUUGGGCAGGGGAUUGGCCGCGGUCAUUAGUGGAAAGGCACCCGAGUCCAUUAUGGACAAGUGGGCGGAGGCCAGAAGAGAGAAGUGGUUGACCUACACGAAUGCGUUUAGUAUUGAGAACAAAAGGGUCAUUCAGCAGGGAGGGUACCAGAAAUCUUCAGAUGAUCCGCUAGGCGUCUGGGAGAUGGACGAAGUGGCAAAGGAGCACAAGAUGGAACACUGGAUUGAGGAGGCCAGAAAGGUCACAAGAGAUGCAGAUGAAGCAAUGUAUAAAGCGAUGGAGGACCCGGCUGCCCAGCUGGCUAGUAGGAUGAAGCAGUGGGAUAUCACGAUAGACCCACUGUGGAUGGCCGAGUAUGAGGAUCCGGAACUGGUGAAGCUGAGGAUGAGUUUGAGACCGGCAGGCUAUCAGGUCCCUCUUGAAGCCUGA
This is a messenger RNA of Cyphellophora europaea CBS 101466, 1380 nucleotides long. RefSeq lists its product as uncharacterized. Gene Ontology annotation, molecular function: FAD binding. The transcript has a single exon. The coding region runs from base 1 to 1380 and encodes 459 amino acids. The record is from RefSeq and is a predicted model, not a curated record. NCBI's taxonomy places the organism in Eukaryota, Fungi, Ascomycota, Eurotiomycetes, Chaetothyriales, Cyphellophoraceae.